Molecule: messenger RNA, 5259 nt
Organism: Scophthalmus maximus (turbot)
Lineage: Eukaryota; Metazoa; Chordata; Actinopteri; Pleuronectiformes; Scophthalmidae
Gene: foxj1b
Product: forkhead box J1b
Exons: 5
Coding region: 2043-3506 (487 amino acids)
Biological process (GO): regulation of DNA-templated transcription
Molecular function (GO): sequence-specific DNA binding; DNA-binding transcription factor activity
Source: RefSeq, a predicted model, not a curated record
UCCAUACCGCUUUAUCCUUUGGGGGUCGUGGGGGGGCUGGAGCCAACCCGAGCUGAGAUUGGGCAGGAGGCGGGGUUCACCCUGGACAGGUCGCCGGUGUGUCGCAGGGCCAAGAUACAGAGACAAACAACCAUUCACUCUCACACCAAUGGUCAAUUUAGGGUCUUCAGUUAACCUAACCAGGAGAGAACCCACAUACACGGGAGAACAUGGUUCAAGUACUUUCUUGUUGUGAGGGGACAGCGCUAACCACUACACCACCGCGCAACCCCAGAUAUGCGUUGCUUAUGUAUAUAUUGUGAAUUCUGAUGUGAACAGACUAUUGCCAGUAUCUUGUUAUCAAUUGAAACUAGUAGCCGCAGACUUUUGUGGUAGAAUGAAUUACUUUUCUAUAUAAUGACUUUUUAGUUUCUGUCAAAAUGGAAAGGGGAGGAGACGGACAUCACAACGGUCGAAACCGUAAGUACUUGGUUCAUCAUUUUACACGGACCUCUCUGUUUAAUGGUAACCAAUUUACAUAUUCUAUGAAUGGUAAUAAUAUACUUUUCUAACUGAUUUGAUUUGCAGGUCCGUCUUUUUACCGAUACCCAAUAGGAGAUCGGCCAUCAGCUAAUGAUCUUAAUGAUAAUGCCAUUGCUUGGUUGAAUUGGGUUUGGCAAAUAGAAAUUCUUCCAGUAAUGUUCAGAAAUCAUCGUGCUGUCAAUGACAAUAAUGAGAGAGAUGAUAACCAAGUCAUCAUUGAAAUCGUCGAAGGCGACGUAGGCUACGACAGUCCCGACAAUAGCUUAGACACCCACAACGUCAAUGUGAACAGUGAAGAGGAUGCAGGUGUUGAGGGGGACCAGGGUGUAGAAGAAGACCCUCUGCCUGGAGGAUCUAGGAGGAGGUCUAGACAGGAGGGUGGACAGGAAGAUGAAGAGAGAGGCUGGUGGAAUGAGUUUGAUGACAGCAGCACUGACUAUGACAAUAACACUGAUGAUUAUGACACUGACAGCAGCGUCUAUGGCCACUAUAAUGCUGACAGCGAUAGUGGAAGUAAUCCUGUCAAAAAUGCGGCUGCUUAUGCUCAGCUUGCUGAAGAAGACCCCCUGCCUGGUCCAUCCAGGAAAAGUUCAGGAGAGCAUGAUACAGCAGAAGACGAGACCAGCUACAACAAGUCCGUAUGCUGUUAUGGGUUGUUCAACAACAUCUUUGACACAGGCACAGAUAGGCCUGGCCAAGAUCCUGUUCACAGUAGCAUUGAUUUGGUUGAAGGAGCGGAGGAGGAGAUGGACGAGGACCACCAGCAGGUGGAGGAGGAAGCAAGAUUACCAAGACCGUUUGGGAAGGCGUCAAGGAAGAGGCCAAGGGAACAUGAUGACGACAACAACAUGAGAGACAGAAAACGAUUCAAACGUUGAGAUACGACACCAGUAAUUUCAGAACUGUGACUUUUGAGUAGUGAGAUUAGGAUUUUAAAAGGGCCCAGAAAAAAGUUUUAUGCAAGCACUUGACCUACAAUUUGUAGACAAAUCUCUCUCUCUCUUGAUUUUUGUUAGAUCAAACUAUUGUUUUUCUUAUUAUCAUUAUUUUUAGCUUGCACAUAAUUUCUCUGAGACAAACUUGCUUUUCAGCAAGUAAGAAGCUGGUUCUCUUCUUACCGGGAUUCGGUGCCAGACUACUUCUUGGACAAUGGGUUAAUCUACCUCUUCAUUCCUACUGAAAUCCCACAUUUGACCCAGUCAGACACAGAGCGCGGCGCUCGGAGUCGACAUGGAUCUCCUGAGUGGCGUUUAAAAAAAAGAAAAAGCAAGAAAUUCUAGCUCCUCCAUAUACGCGCUGCUGCCGGAUGCGCAUCGCCCUCCCCCCGCCGCACUUGUUGCGCAGAGAGUGGAUGCGCCGCUGAGACCUCGGUGAGGAGGAGGAGGAGGCAGGGACGGACUGCAACAGGUGCACACGGAGCAUCUCCUCCAAACAGGUCACCGGAGAUAAAACACAACUUUAGAUGCUCAUCUGAAGAUCCUUCGGUCGUCGUCAGCCCUCACCGUGCGCACAAAGCCAGGAUGCCGGUCCUGACGAGCCCCGACAUCGCGAACAAGUUUAAGGAGAAGUGGCUGGCGGUCUCCCCGGAGGAUCAGGUCCCCGGGACCGACUCGGCCCCCCUUGACGACAGCCUCACCAGCCUCCACUGGCUCCAGAAUUUCUCCAUCCUCAGCGCAGACCCGGAGCGACCCAGCGGCGCUGGACCGGGCUGUCCGUCCUCCCAGCAGCACCUCUUUCUCAAGAGGCUCGGCCUCCCCAGAGGAGGCGCCGACUCUCCGUCCAGCCCUCCGGCUGGAGACACCGCGGCCACCGGGAUGCCUCUGUACCUGGGCAGCCCCGUCACCUCCGGCAGCGACUCCACCGUGGCACCGCGGUUAGCCAUUUGCGCACAUUCCACACCGGGCUACCCACAGAUCCCCAUCCAGGCCAGCCCGCCGGUCGAGGUCGACUACAAGAGCAACCCUAAAGUAAAACCGCCCUAUUCGUACGCGUCUCUCAUCUGCAUGGCCAUGCAGGCCAGCAAGCAGCCCAAAGUGACUCUGUCCACCAUCUACAACUGGAUAACAGAGAAUUUCUGCUACUACAGACACGCGGAGCCCAGCUGGCAGAACUCUAUUCGUCACAACUUGUCCCUCAACAAGUGUUUUAAGAAGGUCCCCAGACAAAAGGACGAGCCAGGGAAAGGAGGAUUCUGGCAGAUUGAUCCUCAGUAUGCUGACAUGUUUGUCAACGGCAUCUUUAAACGCAGGAGGAUGUCGUCUAACCAAUACAGCAGCAGCAGCAGUGGGGGCACACAGAGACAGAGCAAACUGCUUCAGGGUUAUCACAGCACCCAAAAUGGUUGCCCUUACCAAGGGGUGGGCGGCAAACGGAAGCACCUGCCCUCUAAGAACAGCAACAAGAUGAUGAGGGUGACUGAGUCCCCCCUGUUAGGGACAGAAGCACACAAAACAGACAUCCUGAGGGGGGACUUUGACCUGGCAUCGGUGUUCGACGACGUUCUCAGCGGGGACUGUAGCACCUUCGAGGAUUUGGACAUCAACACGGCGCUGAGCUCCCUGGGCUGCGAGAUGGAGGUUUCCAUGCAGGGGAGGCCGCACUCGACGGGCCUGGGGAGGUGGUGCGGGGGAGGGGACCUCUUGUGUCAGAGCCAGCACCUGAGCCACCAUCAGUCCUUUGGUUACAUGGACUUGGGCGCGGGGUCAAUGGAGUGCGUGGCCAAUCUGGGAGAGCUCCAUGCGCCGCCGCAUCAUCUGCCGCAGCCGGACCACGAUCAGCUGCUGCAGAGCCACCACCACCUGCAGCAGUUCGACGAGCCCUCCACGCUGUUCCCGGAGCGGCCUGAGGAGGCGAUGCUGCAGCCCUGGGAGGAAAUCAAAGAAGAGGCGCAGGCAAUCCCUCUUACGCUGGACCAAGGCUUCGGCCUGUGCGAGGGCUUCUUCACAGAGAUGCAGCCGUGGGAGCGAGUGGAGGCCUAUCUGUGACCUUUGACCCCCAAACCUCAUUGACUCAUUAUUCACAGCUAUCGGUCUAAUCGCCUUUGAUUGAUUGUCCAACUCCACAUUACCUGUAAGAGGAUAAAACACAGGUGACAGAGCCAGACCGCUAUUACUCCUGCAUUUCUUCCAAUCAUUCUGCAAUACACACUGCAUCUGUAAUUUAUUUUUUAUAACAUUUACUUUUUUUUUGUGUUAAAAUACAAACACGAUCAUGUCAAACUUAUCUUGAACUCGAACUGCAAGCCCAACAAACAAAGAUGCCCUUAACAAAAGACAUUGAUGUGACUAUAAACUUUGUUAUUAUAGGGACUGUUUCCUGGCAUAGGCUCCCAUUACUUCCUGUCGGGUGAUUGACAGGAAGGGGCAGAAUGAAAUGACAAUACGAGAGAGUAACUUUGAUUCAACCAAAUUAAAAGGUCCAUGCAGACUCUGAAGGCUAAUGUCACUCUGCGAAAUGGAUGUCAGCGAAUGUCUUCACGAGGAAGAAAAUGACGAAGACCUUGACUGUGUGCACGGUUACUCUCAGUUGGAUUUUCCUACCCUUUUUUUUUUGAAAAUGUAGGAGCUCAAAUAUGAAGAGAAUGUGCUCACGUGAGCGCUGGGCCGGACCGAACUGUAUAAGCUACAGCUAUUUGUCCACAGUGACAGAAGGAAAAGUGAAGAAAACCCGACAGGCCUCAUUCAAAGCACUCUACAAACAAGCACUGUCACAGCGGGACUCUGGGGACACACAGGAUUCUAUUUUGCUACAUUAGCAUCUAACAUUUUUGUACUGACAUGCAGCGAAAUCAGCCAUUCGUCUCAACUGUCCGCCAUGUUUUGUGACGAUGAGAGACAGAGCCGCCAGAGCAGGAUGGACACCAGAACGAUUUUAAAUUCAUAGUGUGAGAUUAGAAAUCAGUCACUCAUGACUUUGUUAUAUAGUCCAUUUUAUAUAUAUAUACAUGAAGUGUAUAACGUGAAGCUGGGCAGGAACAUUUUCCAUUUGUCUACAGUGACGUAUUGCAAAGCAUAAAAGAGGAGCUGCCCUGAAACUGAGUCAUGAAAUCGAACAUUAUGCACUUUGAUAGGCAGCAGUUUUAGGGGAGCAAGACAGCUUCUUCUUUUUUUUUCACUAUGUUUCCUUUUAUUUUUUAUGGUAUUAAAAUCUUGUUUUUUUCUAAAGUUUACUGACCAUAAUGUAUGAUGCAUAUAUGCUGUAACUGUCCACGUUGGUUUAUUUUUGAACAAUUAACUCCAUGCGGCAAUAACUCCUGUUUGCUUCACUAUAAUGUUUUUAUUUCCAGAUAUAUAGAAAAUUGGACCUUUGUUGAUUAUAUUUCGCCAAUCUGUUGAUAAGGAAUAUGCAGUUCAUUCAUGGUUUUUUUUUGUGUUGAUUAUUAAGAACAGAAAAGAGUAGCAUUUUCUAUCACUGGGUGAUGGAUUUCUUUUUGUCCUCUAUCGAUUACUUUGGUCUUUGUCUUCUUUCUAAAUAAUUGUUUGAAUCGUUUGUUUCCACAAAUCUGAAUUACAUAUUAUGUACGAGUAUAAUUACUGCUGGUUUGGGGUGACAAGUGAUGAGCAGCUUCACAAAUUCAACUCUUAAAAGCCAGAUUUUUAAUAUUGUAUCAUAUUGAUCAAGUUUGAUACAGACAAUUUAAUCUUACCAUGUUAUUUUCAUUUGUACUUUUUUAAAAGCUGUUUAAUAAUGCCUUGAUGCAAUAAAUGGUGUCAAUUAAAGAAAGAACAGUAACACAAA